CUAAUAAUUUUGGCCUCAAUAUUAUCUUAUAAAUCAAACUUUGAUAUUUUUGCAGUUGCACAAAAAAUGAGUGAAAAUGGCAUCACAACCCCGGAUAAGAAAACCAUCCCAUUUAGUCCCCACCGUCAGCCGCCGCUGUACACCUCCAGCCAACGGCGGAGAAGGGCCGCUGCCGCUGCCGUCGCCACCUCCAAGUCACGAGGCUUUUGCCGGCGGCUCGGCGACUGCAUCGUUAUGGGCCCCGCUUCAACCCGCCGCAUCGACCUAAAUCAUCAUGCAAUAAACCUAGACCAACUUGCUCUACAGGUGGAAGAAAUCGAGAAGGAGCUCGUGAAGCAUAAAGAGCUGACGGGCGUGUACAAAACACAACUAGAAAAUGCACGAGUGUUGCUCAAACAUUGCAUUCAAGUGGCUCAAGACAACGGUUUCUUAGACCAAAUACUAAACAAGGAAAAAUACCAAGAGUGGUUGCUCUCUCCGACAUUGACACAAGCCAAUAUUAGCCCCCAAAUAGCAACUGCAGGCCAACAAUUCCACCCCGAACUUGCGCCGCUUGUGCAUCAAGCCCAAAUCAACGGAUGGUACAUCGAUCCUCAAGAGGUAGAGAUGCUCCAUCUCUCAGCCCAGGGCAGCACCGCGGACAUCUACAAGGCCAAAUGGAGAGGCCUCGACGUCGCCGUCAAGUGCAUGUACCCCGACUUCUUCCGGUCGAACGAGAACGGCAUCGGCUUCUUCGGGCAGGAAGUCGAGACCCUGUCGCGGCAGCGCCACCCGUUCGUGCUGCAGCUGAUAGGGGCGUGCCUCGACCCGCCGGAGAACUGCUGGAUCGUGACGGAGUUCAUGUCAACGGACCUGAGAGAGUGGCUCCACGGCCCCGGGAAGCGGCACAAGGAGAGGGAGAUGCCUCUGCCGCCAAUGAAGGAGAGGAUCUCGAAAGCUCUAGAAGUUUCUCAGGCGAUGCAGUAUUUGCAUGAGGGCAAGCCCAAGAUUCUCCAUCGUGAUCUCAAACCUAGUAACAUCUUCUUGGACGAUGCCUCGCAUGUUAGAGUUGCCGAUUUCGGACACGCGCGGUUCUUGUCGGACGGCGAGAGGGCGAUGACCGGAGAAACGGGUACAUUUGUUUACAUGGCACCCGAGGUGAUCAAAUGUGGACCGUACGAUGAAAAAUGUGAUGUCUAUAGCUUUGGUAUUAUACUCAACGAAUUAAUUACCGGUGAAUACCCUUACAUCGACACCGAUUUCGGACCUUCUAAGAUAGCAAAGGAAGUUGCAGAAAAUGGGCUUAGACCUAAAGUUGCAGAGGUGGAAGAGCAAUUGGAAGGUUUAGUUGAACUAAUUACAAAAUCAUGGGAUCAAGAUCCUGAAAUUAGACCCAUUUUCUCUGAAAUUACAUCUGUUUUGAGAAUUUUAGACAUGAGAUUGAGAGACAUUAAUUAGUUUAUUUUUAUGACCAGCAAUUUAUUGUUUUAAUUUUGCACUUUCCGGACUUGUAACAUUUAAUUUGAAUGAUAAAUAUUUAUUUUGGCUAGUUA
Molecule: messenger RNA, 1532 nt
Organism: Salvia miltiorrhiza (redroot sage)
Lineage: Eukaryota; Viridiplantae; Streptophyta; Magnoliopsida; Lamiales; Lamiaceae
Product: serine/threonine-protein kinase STY17-like
Exons: 5
Coding region: 67-1437 (456 amino acids)
Biological process (GO): protein phosphorylation
Molecular function (GO): ATP binding; protein kinase activity
Source: RefSeq, a predicted model, not a curated record